AUGUUUCUUAUUGGAAUUUUAGCAUUUGAAGAUGCAUUUCCAGAAUGCACAGUAACACCAUAUAGAGACGACAAAUAUGUGUUUCAAACAAUUAAAAUACCAAAAGGAGAAUGCUUUACCACAAAUCAGACUGCAAUGAUUGGAACAUAUUUACAUAAAACAAAGUUUAAUGUAUCAUACAAAACAUCAACAAAGGAAGGUGAUCAAAUAAAAUUAAGUAAUGAAAUAAAAUAUGAAACAGAAAAUCCAAUUUUUUUGAAUAGUAACAGUACUAAUUACAAUUAUUACAAGAUUUCUGCUGUUAAUGCUAGCGAAGAUAUGUAUCUUUAUUACAUGGUAAUUGAUGAAUCACGAGAUCGAAUAGAGACAUAUAUUGUGAAUAGUUAUGAAGGAAAGCUAAAUAUAAAUUCAGGUAAUAACAAAAGGGUCAUUAUAACUUUCCUUAUGAAGCAUCAAUCACAAUCAAUUACAUUUGAUUCGAAUCGUACAAUUGAAUUAGUAAUGGAUGGAGCAUUUUGGACAUCCGAGCAACAAACAGUUACAUCAAACAUUCCAUCAACAUACUGGUGGAUAGCUAAAGAACCUACCAACACAAAAAUCAAAUUCAAUACACCGUCAUUUAGUCAUAUUUUUGAUUCUAAUCAACUUCCAUAUUAUAGCGGUGUCGUUCCUCCAUAUAAUGGACCAAUAUCUUACAAAGAAGCAACAGAUGCUGAUUAUAACCGUGAAAGAGCAAUACAAGAUGAAAUUGAUGCAUCAUAUUAUUCUGAAUGCAAGUAUUCAUAUACAAAAGAUGAUAUUUUAGUGAAAACAUUCAAUCUCAAACAUGGUGAAUGCUUAAAAUCAUCAACUCCUAUGAUUAUCUCUGGAGAUAAGAAUUACCAUACAUCUGGCAUAUUUAUCAAUAAUGUUAGAAAAAACCAAGGAACAUUUCAAUCAAAUAAUCCAUUAUUUAUAUCAGUAAAUGAUGAUCAAUCAAAUAUUUAUUCAAAAACAAUUUGUUCUGAAGAAAGUGAUUGCAAGAUUCAGGUUUCAAAAAUAAUGCCGACAACAAGUGAUAGGACAUCAUAUGUAAGUACAACAAGUAAUGGAACAUUUUCUGGAAAAGUUACAAAUAAACAGCCAGUUGGUUAUUCAUUUAUAUCAUUGAAACCAUUGUCUCUUUAUAUUGAGUCCCAGAAUGAUAUAUAUAUUUCAAGAAAGAAUGAACAAACAAGACGUUAUAUAAAACAAAAUACAACAAUAGCUACAAAUGGAUCAGAUUCUUUCGAAAUAGGAGUUAAUGUUAAAGAAGGUGACUAUAAGAUUACAGUUUCAGAAGGAAAAUCAUCAUAUGAAGAUGAAGAAUUCUUAUUCCCACAGUAUACAGGAAAAAUUCCAGAUGAGUGGGGUGCCAUUAGUAUUGAUGGUGUUGAGCCUGUAAAAGCCAAAAGAGGAAAUAGUAAAUCUAAAGAAAUUUCAACAGGUUUAAUCGUUCUGUAUGCACUCUUGGCAUUUGUUGUCGUUGGAACUAUUAUAGCCGUAAUUGUGUGCUUUGUUCUUAACAAGAAGAAAGCUGAACAAAGCUCUCAAACCUUUCCUCAAAUGCUAUAG
Trichomonas vaginalis G3 is the source of this 1593-nucleotide messenger RNA. RefSeq lists its product as uncharacterized. NCBI's taxonomy places the organism in Eukaryota, Parabasalia, Trichomonadida, Trichomonadidae. The transcript has a single exon. The record is from RefSeq and is a predicted model, not a curated record. Bases 1 to 1593 code for a protein of 530 amino acids.